UCGACAGUUCAUUUUGUCAAGAUAUAUAUACGGAUUUUCGAGAUUCAAUGUCCGCCCCUGAGCCCGCACCGGCAGCAGCUGCAUCCGGCGCAGAGAAGCAUCAUGAGACGCAUCGUGCGGAGCUUGACGUUGCGAAGCUACACUCCCUCCCAUCCGAGCAACAAGACCUCUACUUGUUGACUUUUACCUCUGACCUUGUUCAGUAUGUUUCAGGUCUUACAAAAGAGGAAAUCUCAUCCGAGCAAGUCUUCGUGAAGCAAGAGUUGUUCAUGGUUCUCAACCUCAAGUCGCCUACUAUCACACGGGUUAUCCGCAACAAUCUCGGCAAGUGCUUUGGGGCAAUACUGGGAAGAGGGGACAGAAUUCCACUGUAUGACACAGUGCUUGAAUUACUGGCCCUAGUCAAUGGUGGAAAAGGCGUCGAGCUCAAGACCAAAUUGGCAGCCGCACACUGUUUAGGGGAGGUAUUCGCCAGCGCCGGGGACAGUGCCUAUAGUCAGACGUCUGCAGCCGUAGCUGGACUAUUCAAGCUCCUGAAGGCUAGCAGUAAUCACGCUGGAGCCCGAGGCUUAGUUCUGGCUGCGCUUCGGAAGGUAGUUGGUGGACUUGGUGGACCCAUUGAAGAGCAAGUUGGACGAGAUAUAUGGAAACAAGCACGGAAUGUGGCUUCUACCGACAAGGCCUCACUUGCGCAAAUAAAUGCUUGUCGAUGUCUAGAACAACUCAUAAAAACAACGACCUACUUCGACAACCAGAACGAUUUCGAUAACCUCAAAACCCUGAUUUGGAAAAUUAUCGACAGCUCGACUGCACCUGUGAGACAUGCCGCUGCUUCAUGUUUGGCCCGAGCUCUGGUGAAAAGUUAUUCUCCGCUGGCCGGAACUGAGCUAUCCGCCAAGGCCAAGAAGCAGAAGAGACAAUCGAAAAAGCCACCUCCAAGAAAAGCCGACGAGGACGAGGAUGAACCACCAGAGCCAGAGUCCCCCGUAUCCAAAAAAGCUGAGUCGCGUUUGUCGCUAUCACUUCCCGAUGUUCUAAGCCAACUCUCGUCGCAAUAUGUGCGAAGCUCGACUACUAAUCGAGCUAGAACGGGCAUCGCAGUUUGUUACAAAUAUGUUAUUCGGAACUUAGGCGAGAGCGUCGUCGAAGAACGAUACAGUCAAAUUGCUACACACUUACUACUUGCUCUUCUGAAUCAUCCGACAGUCACAUACAGCCGAUAUCGCCUUCUAAUGACACGGAAGUUUGUAAGGAUUAUCCUUGAGGAUACAAUUGGCCGCGAAAUACUGCGGGAGACCAGUCAACUUAACGCGGCAAACUGGUUGAUUAACGGUAUUUUGAAAGAUUAUCCUCAAGUAAUCCAAGAGAGGCGAGAACCAAGCAAACAUACUCUAACAAGUGCUUUGAGCGCGCUCUCAUCGUUAAUUUCAUCUCUCGGUUCAGCCGUAAAUUCCCUUGGCGAUGCGUGUCGCGAAACCCUAAUUCAAGUCUUGCCUCACCCCAGCUAUACGGUACAGAUCCAGACGGCCCAAUGUCUUCGCAAUUUCGUUCUUGCUUGCCCAAGCCAGCUUAUAUCGUGCGUCACAAUCUGUUCCAAUAGCUUGAAUCGAGAGAUCGGCCAAUUGGCUACUCCGCGUUCAUCAUCUCGGCGAUGUCUAGGACUCGCAAACGGUUUAUCUGCCAUGCUGGGAACUUCUCGCCUACAGCCCCUGUAUGGUUCUGUUGACGUUUUUGCUCGCGUGCUCUCGCAAGCGACCGAUCUUCUCAAAAACAGUGGUAGCUCUGAGCUUCGUGUCGCGAGCACUCAAAUUCAAGUUGCAUGGAUUCUUAUCGGAGGCUUGAUGCCUCUUGGGCCUAGUUUCGUUAAAAUUCAUUUAUCCCAACUCAUGUUGUUGUGGAAAAAUGCUUUGCCUAAACCUUUAGGCAAGGCAAACACGGCUGAGCGAGGAACCCUAGAAACAAGUUUCCUUGCGCAUGUCAGAGAAUGCGCAUUAGGGUCAAUGCUCUCGUUCCUGGAAUUCAACGGUAAACUGAUAACAGUGGAUGGUGCCAGGCGUAUUGGGGCAAUGCUGCAGAAUACAGUCUCCUUCUUGGAUGAUGUGACUUUGCCAAAAACGGGCGAAGACAUAUCACAGCGCCUCUUUCCAUCCCUACAAUUGCAUGACUUUGUGGUCAUGGUUCGUCGCCGUGUUCUCCAAUGUUUCACAAAAUUAGUGAAGCUCAAUCACGCAGGUCAAUCUGAGAUUAUGUCUCAGUCAAGCCUCCUAAGUUUAGCUAUAUCGUCCUUUGCGGAUCCGGAUAUCACUCUUGCUAGCCCAACGGAAACUUCAAUUGCCGCUUCGGCUGGUCAAUUCGAGAGUCUGUGGGAGCUUUGGGAUAAUUUUGGAUUUGGAGUUACUGGACUCGCUCGAGAUUAUGUCAACAAAACGCUUUCCGGGAGACGUGUCGGACGCGAUAGUCCAUGGAUCACCGUUGACUCGAAAGACCAGGAGAUCGACGAUAUUUUGAAUUUCCCCAUCUGCCAAGCAAGUGAAUAUGAUUCCGUGCUUCUCUACAGCAAGCAAGACGGUCAAUCUGCCUUCUAUACCGAUCCUCCCGUAACAGGAGUGGUAAAUACUGCUAUUGAGCUGUUUGCGGUUGCUCUCCCACUCCAACCCCCUAAAGUUCAAGAAAGUAGCGUUGAACAGAUUGCUACUCUUCUUUCAUCAAACAGUCUACAGAGAAACCUGGGUCGGAAGGCUGCCAUGUCAAUUAACAUUGCAGUAGCCCUACUGCAUACCCUCAGGGUCUCAGUGAAGGAAACCACCUCUCUCCAUGGAAAUUUGGAUUCAUCUACAGAGAAGAUAAUCCAGGAGCUUCUGCAGAAAUUCAUUAUGGAACCCGAUGCAAUUGUUAGGACGAUUGGAUUCGAAGCUCUCGGAAGACUUUGUAAUAGCGCUGGAAAUGCCUUCACCAAUGCCCAGAUAAAGUGGCUUGUCGAUACCAUUGUCGAGAAUCGUGAACCAAACGCACGAGCAGGAUGUGCUGCCGCUUUAGGUUGCAUCCACUCCCAGGUUGGUGGUAUGGCUGCAGGAUUCCACUUGAAAACAAUUGUAGGAGUUCUCAUGUCAUUGUGCAAUGAUCCCCAUCCAGUAGUGCAUUUCUGGGCCUUAGAUGGGCUAGAGAGAGUGGCUGAAUCCGCCGGGUUGACAUUUUCCGCCUACACAUCUAGUACUUUGGGUAUGUUGGCUCAACUCUAUAUUGCGGAUUCACACAACGAGGAGGCAGCUUCAUUAGCAACCUCAAACAUUGAGGUCAUAUUCCCAACGACUUUCAUCAUUGCUCGGGCAGUCGAUUCUCUCAUCAAUGUCUUGGGCCCCGAUUUGCAAGACAUUGCGAAGACGCGUAAUCUCAUAUUGACUCUUGUUCGCCAAUUCCAGAUAGAGGAAUCUCCGGCAAUGACUACACAGAGUUCUCGAUGUUUGGACCACCUCACACUAUACGCACCUUCCCACGUGGACUUUGGGGCCUAUGUCAAACGUUUACAAGUCGAAAUCUCAUCGAAGAAUCCAUCGAUGCGCGAGGCAGCAUUUCGUGGGUUAAGUAACCUUAUGAAAAGAGAUGCUGAGUCAGUUAUCAAUACCCCAGAAUCCACUUUAGAGGAUGAUGUCUGGCUUGCCUUUGAUGAUUCACCGGAUAGCAUAUCAUUGCGAAGUUUAGUUCGCAACUGGCUACAACAAACCGGCCUUUCCCACACAGAGCUUUGGAUUCAGCGCUUCCAUAAUGUGCUUACUAAAACUCGGGCUAAGGUAGAUGAUACGCCAAAGAAACCUGUGCGCAUAGCUACCGCUUCAGAGCUUCCAGAUGAUGAAGUAGCUGGCUUUGCUUCUGCUGUUGCCGGUGAACAAGAAGAUGCAGACAAUAGCGCUAGCGCUGGACAAGAGCUACUUAAAUGGCAAACCCGCAAUUUUGCAUUAAGUUGUCUGAGCGAGUUGCUCUCCAUGGUCAAUGACAAAAUACUUCCGGACCAGACUAUUCCCGCAGAGGCAGCUCUUCAGCAGAAUAUCGGCGAUAUCGUCCGGAUGGCUUUCUCUGCUUCGACUGCAAACGUAAUAGAACUAAGAGUUUGGGGUCUUAAAAUUCUUGAUCAGAUUCUUAAGAUGUUUGGGAAAACUCCAGACCCAGAUUUCUCCGAGGCGUCUCUUCUUGAACAAUAUCAAGCACAGAUAGGCUCUGCCUUAACACCGGCAUUUGCAACUGAUUCCUCACCAGACCUAGCAUCAGAAGCAAUCAAUGUGUGUGGCACGUUUGUUGCUACAGGCAUUGUAACAAACGUCGAUCGAAUGGGCAGGAUAUUUAGGCUGCUUGUUGUUGGCUUAGAGAACUUCGCCAAAAACCUGGACGUCACAGAGAUUGGCGAUCUGAAAGGUCUCAACUCGAAUGCGAGAGUUAUGGUUAAGAUGGCACUUUUCUCAGCUUGGGCGCGACUCCAGAUGGCAAGCUUGGAACAACCGUACUUGGUCGAGAUUGUCAAGCCGUACACAGCCAUGCUGACACCACUCUGGUUGUCUUCUCUACAAGAAUUUGCUCGCCUGCGCUUUGAACCCGAUAUUUCAGGCAGUCUAGGUACCCCAUCAUCAGGCAAUCUUGAUGAGGUCUAUGCCGCCCUUAACAGAGAGACUUUGCUUAAUUACUACCAAGAGUCCUGGUUGAACCUAGUUGAUGCCAUCGCAAGUUUAGUUGAAAAAGAUAGUGAUUUUGUGUUCGAUGCUUUGGACGACAAAUCUAAUUUGCAAGAUCAGGAUGAGGAACAAAAAGCCGAGACAAAUGGAGAGGUCUCUCAAGGAAAAGGUGAUAAUAUCAACUACCGUGAUGAGCCAGUCGCCUUCUUUUUCGUCCUUUUUGGUCUUGCAUUUGAGGCUCUAGUGGACCAGUCCGUAUCUCCACUUCAAAGGCUGGGAAUUCUUCAAGCUCUCAAAAAAAUACUUCGACCAACUGUUUCCGGUAAUGCCAUAUAUCAAGACGCAGUAUUCUCUGAAACUAUUGAUACCCUCGACCGCCUUGUUUUGACUGAGGGUUACAACAUUCAAACGGUCAUUGUUGAGACAGCCAGAAAUCUAUCACUCGAUCAUCCAGCGGCUAUAUCCGGUCUAGAUCGCAUUGAAAACCUGUCUGAUGAUAUCGAACAGCUCUUCGAAUUGACAAGAAACAUCAUUCUUGUUUUAGCAGGCUUACUGCCGAAUUUGAGCGAGGCAAGUUCUCGCACUUUCAACGUCAGCUCCGACGAGUCCUUGACCCUUAUACGUCUGGCUCUUUCCUCGUUGGUUGAUGUAGCGGCUGUAUUUCCAGUCAUUAUUCGGCAUGAUCUUCAUGCUUGCAUUUUGCAUAUUUUCAGCACGAUUCUUGCUACCGGCAUCUGCCAAGCUGAGGUUGUUCCCCACGCUCUCCCGAUAUUCCGACGAUUUGUUCAAGGUAUCAGUCCAAGAGAUGCUCCCUUGACUGAUACAGUUUCGUUACAAAUGCGUGGGUGUCUUACACGUUUCCUGACAACACUUACGAUUGCCCAGCGCCGAGAAUCAGAAUCUUCGCUACCCUGUGCCAAAAAUACACUUCUCGCAAUGACUAUAAUUCUUACCACCAAUAGUCAUGUUAUACCGCCCCAAGACCCUUUGGUUUCUAAGGUUCUUGAUGAGUUUUUGGACUGUCUGCAGGAUGUCGGCCUCGCAAGUGUUGCCGCAGGAUGCAUUCGUUCGGUGCUUCUAAAUCCAGGUCCAAGGUCUGCAACAGAUGCAGUCAUUGCACGAUAUCUAUUCCCCAGGCUCAUCGCAUUCAUUGCAGGAGUACCUGAUGAUCGAGGCGAACCACCAAUUGACCCGGAAAACUCGCGUACAGCAAUUGCGCAUACGCUAGUAUUGUUUAUCGGUAACAACGCAGCAGUUCCGAGGUCUCAACUACCGGUGGCAGUUCCCUUAGUCGUGUCAGCUUUACUCGCACGUGCAAAACGUGAUGGGUCGUCUGCAUAUCAGGAAAUCGCCGUUCGUUUCUUAGAGAUAGGCAAGCUAGAUUCUGCCACUUUUCGCGCUGUAGUGGCUGGGAUGGAAGCAGAGCAGAAGAAUCUCGUGGAAGAGAUAUUGCGCUGUAUAGAGACAGGCUCUGCUAACAAGGACCUAGAAUCGGAGGCUGACGGACGUAGGCCUGCACCUACGAUUGCUUUGCGCAUGGACUUUUGAUAGCGUGCGGGACUACUGAUAAAUCUCUAUGAUCAUGACUCGAAGAUGUUGGAAAGUGUAUAUUUGUGUGUGAUAUGCAUCGGUGUUGAUGUACUAGAAUAUAUGAUAAUUACUUUGUCAAAGACCUAUAUUUCAAAUAUUG
Messenger RNA from Talaromyces proteolyticus, 6351 nucleotides. Its product is annotated as armadillo-type protein. Bases 48 to 6209 code for a protein of 2053 amino acids. The record is from RefSeq and is a predicted model, not a curated record. Gene Ontology annotation, biological process: intracellular protein localization; endocytosis; retrograde transport, endosome to Golgi. Gene Ontology annotation, cellular component: Golgi apparatus; membrane; endocytic vesicle. Lineage: Eukaryota; Fungi; Ascomycota; Eurotiomycetes; Eurotiales; Trichocomaceae. The transcript has 6 exons.